Molecule: messenger RNA, 5527 nt
Organism: Chiroxiphia lanceolata (lance-tailed manakin)
Lineage: Eukaryota; Metazoa; Chordata; Aves; Passeriformes; Pipridae
Gene: RRP1B
Product: ribosomal RNA processing 1B
Exons: 16
Coding region: 80-2347 (755 amino acids)
Biological process (GO): rRNA processing
Cellular component (GO): preribosome, large subunit precursor; preribosome, small subunit precursor; nucleus
Source: RefSeq, a predicted model, not a curated record
GGCCCGGCCGGGACGGGCCGGGACAGCGACGGGACGGGGCUGGACAGGGACAGGGCAGGGACAGGGACACGGCCCGGCCAUGGCUCCCGCCGCCGUGCAGCCGCCCGAGGUCCAGUUCGCGCAGCGCUUGGCCGCCAACGAGAAGCGCAUCCGGGACCGCGCCCUCAAAAAGCUGCGGGGCUACAUCGGAGUGCGGACCCAGCGCCCCGCAGGUGGCUUCAGCCAGGAAGAACUGCUGAAAAUAUGGAAGGGCCUCUUCUAUUGUAUGUGGAUGCAGGAUAAACCUCUGCUACAGGAGGAACUCGCAGCAAAUAUCUCACAGCUUAUGCAUGUGUUUCAAAAUACAGAAGCUCGACACCUUUUCCUCCAGACAUUUUGGCAGACGAUGAGCCGCGAAUGGACUGGGAUAGACAGCCUGCGCCUCGAUAAGUACUACAUGCUGAUGCGUCUGAUUUUGAGACAGUCCUUUGAAGUGCUGAAAAGAAAUGAAUGGGAUGAAAGUCUAGUUGAACCAUUGCUGCAGCUACUAAUGAAAGAAGUUAUGGACCCAGACAGCAAUUCUCCCACUGGGAUAAAGUUACAUUUCAUUGAUAUCUAUCUGGAUGAAUUGGCUAAAGUUGGUGCAAAGGAGCUCACAGCAGACCAGAAUCUCAAGUUCAUUGAACCUUUCUGCAGACUUGCUGCCAAAUCAAAGGAUCGGUGUUUGCUGCACGCUGUAGCCACUGGAAUCUUUGAGCUGAUUGUGGAUCAGUCCCCCUUUGCCAUCGAGGACCUGAUGAAAGAACUGGGUAACUACAGUGAUGAGGAGGAUGUUUCUGAAGAAGACAAACAGGAAAAGGAGGAGGUGCCUAAAACCAAAGACAGAUGUUUUUCAAGAAAAUCAGUGCAGAGCUCUGAAAAAACAGAGCAUAUUGAUAAAAAGGCUGAUGACGGGAUUGGGACCGUUCUUCAGUUUGAUUACAAGGCUGUUGCUGACAAACUCUUUGAAUUGGCGAGCAAGAAAAACACACCUUCCCGGAACAGAAAGCGUCUGUACAAGCUGGUCAAAAAGUUCCAGGACUUAGCAGAAGGAAUCUUCCCCCAAGAUAUUCCUGAAGAUGUUUCUACAGAUGAAGACGACGAUGAUGAAUUCAGCAGGCGAAGGCGAAAGAAAAAAGCUGUCAAGCCUUGGAAGAAAAGCGAGUUGGAAAAAGUAAAAGAGGAUAAAGAAGAGCUGUCAAGUGUGAAGAUGCCAUCAGUUCCCCAGAAGAAGAGGAAAAAAAGGAAGAAGAGGGACGGCCCAAAUGCUGAUCCUGGAACAGCUGAUGGAAAUUGUGAGAAGGGAAUAGCUGAAACAUCUGGAUCUAAUGUUUCUAGCCAGGAAAAGGUGCCAGAAAAUAUCAAGGAGAGGAAGAAAAAGAAAUUGCUACUAAAUGAGGCCAAUGAGACCACAAAUGUAGCAACUGACACCAGAGAAAAUCACAGUAUCUCUGCACAGAACAGUCCAACCGACGGAGAACAGAGUAAAAAGAGUCAGCUGAAGAAAAUGAAUCCAAAAGUACAGAACGUUCCUGCGAAACCAACGUGUCAGAAUGGACCAGCUAAUGCCAGUGCAGCAGAGGGUGUCAGCCCAUCUGUCACACCCUUAACUCCUAAGGCUGUGAAGAAGAAACAGAAGGCAGGGGCUGUCCUGGUGAAUGGGGAUCCCCUCCUGCAGCAAAGUGACAGGAAACCCAACAAGGAGGGAUUGCUGGGGACACUGCCAAGAAAUGCAGGGUCUGAAUCUGCGCCCUCCGGGAAGGUCACAUUGAAGACAAAGACAAAGCUCGUUGGCUUGGAAGGGAUGAAAGUCUCCAGUCAGAAUGCAGCAACCUUGAAAAAGAAGAGAAAAGUGAAAGAGGUGCUAAAUUCUGUCGAAGCCAACGGGAUUCUGGAGACUGCAUGCAAGAAAAGCAGGAAGGGGGAAAGCAGUGAUACUCUGUCACCAUUAAAGAAAAAGAAAGCAAAACCAGGGAGUGAUUUUGUAAAAUUUGAGAAAACAACUUUACCAAAGGGAGUGUUCUUCAGGAAGGCCAGAAACGCCAUCUCUUCCACCAGGACAUCCUUACAGCUGAACAAGCUGCAGUCACCCAGCUGCAAAAAAGUCACAUUUGGCUUGAAUAAAAACAUGACUGCUGAAUUUAAAAAGACUGACAAAAGUAUAUUAGUGAGCCCAGAAGGACCCUCCCGUGUGGCUUUCAAUCCUGAACAGAAACCUCAUCAUGGGGUGCUGAAGUCACCCACAGUUACCCCAGCAAGAGAACCCCAGAUGAAGAAACCAUUUACUAUGUCAGCUAAGAAGAGACCAACUGCUGUGGACUUCUUUUAAACCAACAGAUGUGGCCUACUUUUGUACAGGACAUUUUGCUAAGCUAGAAUGUUCUCUGGAGGUAUUUUGAACUUCUUUAUUUUUUUAAGUUAAAUACAAAUUGUAUAUACAAAAUUCUGAUUGUGACCUGGGUCAUUGCUAUUUUGAAACCACUUCAGCUGUAUCUUGAAAUACUUGUUUUGUCUAUUUACAGAAAAGAAACAAAAUCCAGUCUCUGCUCAGGUUUGGUCUACAAAAAAUAUGGUCUCUGCCCAUGUCAUUCCCAAGAGACUUGUCCAUUUAAUUAAGGAAUGUUCAGGGUUUGAUUGUUCCAGUGAUUUUUUAUUUUUUUGAGCCAGUGUAAGACAACUUGCACUUCAUGCUGUUAGAAUGUCUUUCAUUGGAUAGGGCUUAAAAAGGAAAAAGGCAAUGUAGAUUUUAAGCCUACGUGUGUUCAUUAUUUUAAAAUUUUACUCUGUCAUUUUUCGUGUGUCACCCUUGGCAUCCUGUUAAUUCUUCUGGAAAUAAUGAUUACCUCAUGUCUCUGUUUCAUAACAGCUGGACUUGGGUAGCUUUACAGGUAGCAAGCAAGCUUUCCCUGGGAUAAGAAAUGCCUCGCUGCUCAAGUGGUCACUGCUGCAAGGAAACCUUCACAGCUGGUUGCCUGCUGAGUUGGGGACAGCCACCACAUUAUUUUCAGUAACACAAGUGCCAAAGCUGGCUUGUGCCUGUCACAUUGUAAGCUGGCUUCUUCCCUCCACUGCCACUGAAAUCGUGCUCUUGCGCAGGAGAAAUCUUUGAUAUUUCCAAGUCUUUCCCCCACCCCCACUGUUGCCUUUCCCAAAGGUCUGACAGGACUCCUGGUUUUCUGCUUUAGCAGCUGGUGUGUCACCACAUGGUGCCAGAACUCAGAUCUCAUUCAGUGAAUGAGCCUCUGGUUGUACUGAAGUGAGCUAGAUCCGUGCAGUGCAUCUUUGGGUAGGACACACGUCUCUCUGAAAGCUUUGGUGCUUCUCACUACAGGUGAAACUUCAAAGCCCAGGCAGCUUCGUUUUGGUUUUGAUGCAGAACCAGAAGAACUCUGUCUGCAGUGUUUCCUGGCGUUAAGUUUUUAUUCGGGUAUUUUAUCACUACUCUGCAUGUUUUGGUUUUUUUCUUUACUUCUUUGGUAAAGAAUGAGGUGCCUUUCCAUGAGAGACUAUUAAUGUUCUCUUUGGGGGAACAGUGAGGAAAGGGAGAGCAAAUGAAAAUAAAAACUCUUUUGAUAUGAUUGGAAGACUUGAAAUUUUUUUUGGAAGUUUUGCUAAUGCAAAUGAGGCAAAGGCUUUGCAGCAGAUCUCUACAUUAGAGCUCAGCUUGAAGGCACAACCUGGUGUCAGAGCAAAGCUGUUCCUGAAGCUUCCCCCCAGUUACUUCUGGAAUUCUGUAAGAGAGAGGGUGGACCUGCUUCAUUACCUUGUCGUAUAGUAACUGGAUUAUCAGUUAAAUAAACUGAUAAAUGUUUAUUUAGCUAUUUCAGCCAGCAGAAUUAUAUUUUGUGUCAUAUUUGCAUACUUCAAUACUGGUUUUUACCAGUUCUUGAUGUUGACUGUCCUCUGCCAGACAACUCCUCUUAAGCAACUGGAUUGAAGCUGUUCUUUUGUAGCUUAUCUAGAAUUGCUUCAAAAUACUGGUGUACCUGCAGAUUGUUGGUUGGUCUCAGCUGCUCAAUUCUUAUCCAUCCCAGUUCUUGCACUAAGUUUGCAACAGUCCAUGGUUUGUGGUCCUGCCAGAAAGUCACUUUGCUCUUGUCUUUUCUCAUUUACAGUGAAGGACUGAAUUUCAUUUGGUUUUGGUUUUGUUUUAGGCUAUAUUUGUUUGACUGAUCAAUAAAGAACUCUGGAGAAUACACUGAUAAAAUUAAUGAUACUUGUUUGAGCAAGUAUUGUUCAUUUAUGUUUUAAAAAAUUCUCAUUGUAUAUUAGCGUAAUGGAUUUUUUUUUUUUUAACAAGAUGAUGGUAAGUAGGGUGUGACAGCCUGUUCAAUAUGUUGUACUGUUAUUUUGUACUGUGGGUGAAAAGUCUGCUGUGGAAUAUGCAUAAAAGCAUUUGUAUGUGCAUGGUUGUUAAUGCCUUAGGUUGAAGAUGCCACAUUCCUCCAAGGAUACAGAUGCAAACAAUCAGUCGGUGGAUCUGGUGUGCACAGAACAAUCCAGGAUCAGAACACACUGGGGUUUGGUUUGGGUUUGUCUGGGUUUGGUUUGGUUUGGUUUUAAUACAUAUAACUUAUUAUGGAAAUGUAUUUAAAUGGUUGUCUGGAUCCUCCUCUGUUGAUCGUGGAUCCAUUGAACCUGUUGCUUGUACAAAUAUUUUGUUGCCCACGGUGUUAAAUGGAGAGGCCAGAAAUGGCAGUCAGAUUUUGAUCUAUAAUUUUAGUGAUGUGAUUGCUUGUUGGGGUUCAUCCUUAAUCCAUCUGUGCCACGAAACCGGUGGAAUGUUUUGUAAAUAUUACAUAUAUAGUGUGUAUUGUCUUCAGUGGUGUCUGGAAUUUCAUUCAGGACAACUUUACCAACAAAACUCACUGUCAAUGCCCUAAAAUUACACAAAAUAUUUGGAUAGUGACAAUUCCAAUAAACACUGAAGACAAAAACAAAUGUGAAAGAAAUGUAACAUCUGGGAUAUCCACUGCACAGACACAAUGGUACUGUAAGGAGAGAUGUAUUGAUGGGAAAAGAGAAAGGAAAAAUUCAUCUGAUCUGUUUGAUGUUGCUUCAUAGAUUUUUUUUCAUAGUGUUAUUCCAUCUUUCCAGCUGCCAGCUAUGCUCUGAGUCAAAACUAAUGUGACAUAACUUUUAAAGGACAGUAUUUUGUAAUGAUUGUCCCUGCAUUUUUGUUACAAAUCUGAUCAGCUUUCUCAAACUCUUAAUAGUUGAUAAUUCUUUAUAGCUUCAAGAGAACUCAAAAGCACAAAAUGAAUUCAGCAAGGCAAAAAGUUGAAGUUGUAUUUAAAUUAUUGGAUAUGCAAGGUCUUUUAUAGUCUAUGAAAGCUAUGUGACUUGGAAAGCAUCAAACGCCCUUUGUCAUUUAUUACCUGUGCUUAGAUUUAAUUGUAGGCAGAAAAAUAUCAUUUUGUGUACCUCUGCAAGAGCAUUGUUAAUACAAAUACAGUGUCUAAGCAUUGACAUCAUUUAAUCUAGACCAAUAAACCAUAUUUUUUGUGGA